Molecule: messenger RNA, 3548 nt
Organism: Protopterus annectens (West African lungfish)
Lineage: Eukaryota; Metazoa; Chordata; Ceratodontiformes; Protopteridae
Gene: SCYL1
Product: SCY1 like pseudokinase 1
Exons: 18
Coding region: 77-2737 (886 amino acids)
Biological process (GO): protein phosphorylation
Molecular function (GO): ATP binding; protein kinase activity
Source: RefSeq, a predicted model, not a curated record
UUGGGCAGCGCAGAGUAUCCAGGACGCCCCCAGGUGGGCACUAUUGAAUUAUCACUUCCAUGUCAUCAGCUGCAGGAUGUGGUUCUUUUCUAGGGACCCAGUAAAGGAUUUUCAGUAUGAAAUUGGAACGGAAUGUGAGGGGACAGCGGGGAUAUGGAGUCUGCACCGGGGUAAAAGGAAGAGUACAGGAGAGCCAGUAUCAAUUUUUGUGUAUGAAGUAAAACCCAACUCAGAAGAACAAACACAAGUUGCGAAAUCUGCUUUCAAACGCCUGAAAACUCUUCGUCAUCCAAAUAUUCUUUCGUACAUCGAUGGCCUGGAGACUGAUAAAAGCUUGUAUAUAGUAACAGAGCCAGUGACACCACUUAGCAUAUACCUGAAAAGUAAGACAGACUCAGGAGGAUUAAAUGACUUGGAGAUCUCUUGGGGCCUCUAUCAGACUGUGAAAGCCCUAAGUUUUUUGGUGAAUGACUGUAACCUGAUCCAUAACAAUGUCUGCAUGGCAGCAGUUUUCGUGGACCGGGCUGGAGAGUGGAAGCUGGGAGGUCUGGAUUACAUGUAUGCAGCUCAGGGUGACAUAACAGUGCCUCAAAAAGGAAUUCCUGAGUUAGAAAAGUAUGAUCCACCCGAGAAAACUGAGAAUAACAAAGCUGUUGGAGAGAAGUGGUCAGCUGAUAUGUGGAGACUGGGUUGUCUUAUCUGGGAGGUUUUCAAUGGAUCUCUGCCUCGUCCUUCUGCACUGCGAUCUCUUGGAAAGAUUCCUAAGUCUCUGGUUCCUCAUUAUUGUGAACUGGUUGGUGCCAAUCCUAAAGUUCGACCGAACCCAUCAAAAUUUCUGCAGAAUUGCUGUAGUCCAAAUGGUUUCAUGAACAAUAGUUUUGUAGAAACAAAUCUCUUUCUGGAAGAAAUUCAGAUUAAAGAGCCAAGUGAACGCCAGGCAUUCUUUCAGCAGCUGAAUGAAAACUUGGAUUCAUAUCCAGAAGAAUUUUGCAAGCACAAAAUCCUUCCUCAGCUAUUAACAGCUUUUGAGUUUGGUAAUGCAGGAGCUAUUAUCCUUACCCCUCUUUUUAAGGUGGGCAAGUACCUUAGUGCAGAGGAGUAUCAACAGAAGAUUAUCCCUAUUAUUGUAAAAAUGUUCUCCUCACCCGACAGAGCUAUGAGGAUACGAUUACUUCAGCAGAUGGAGCAGUUUAUUCAGUACCUAAAUGAGCCAACAGUGAAUUCCCAGAUUUUUCCACAUGUUGUUCACGGUUUCAUGGAUACAAAUCCAGCUAUCAGGGAGCAAACUGUGAAGUCCAUGUUAUUGCUCGCUCCCAAAUUGAAUGAAAACAACCUGAAUGCAGAGUUGAUGAAACAUUUUGCACGUCUCCAAGCAAAGGAUGAUCAAGGUCCAAUUCGCUGCAAUACUACAGUGUGCCUAGGGAAAAUUGGUCCCUAUCUCAAUGCUAGUACUCGUCAUAGGGUUUUAAUUUCAGCCUUCUGCCGUGCUACAAAGGAUCCAUUUGCACCUUCCAGAGCAGCAGGUGUGCUGGGCUUUGCCGCUACUCAUAACUUCUUCUCAAUGAAUGACUGUGCUUUUAAAAUCUUGCCAGUCUUGUGUACUCUCACCAUUGACCCUGACAAGAAUGUCCGUGAUCAGGCAUUUAAAACAAUUCGAAGUUUCAUUGGGAAGCUCGAGACUGUAUCUGAAGAUCCAGCUAAACUUUCUGAAAUUGAGAAAGAUGUUCAUGCAGCAUCUACAAGUCCAGGGGCUACUGCAGCAGCUGCAAGUUGGGCUGGAUGGGCAGUGACAGGAGUUUCCUCUCUUACAUCCAAACUUAUCCGACCGAACCCCGCAGCAAGUGGAGAACUGCAGCCAUCAGGAUCAGAUGCACAAAGGCCAACAGCAGGAACUGUAGCAGAAGCACCAGCUACUAAUACAAGUAAAGCUGCAUCCCCACCACAGCCGUCUACUGUUUCUACAGAAGAGGUAACUGAAGAAGACAGCAUGGCUGACAGAUGGGAUGAUGAGGACUGGGGCAGUCUGGAGGAGUCUGAUCCGUCAAAGGACCAAGUAGAAUUAGAUGACUGGAAUACAUCUGACUGGUCGUCAUCUGUACCGUCAAAGAGAAGUGAAGGAGCAGUGCCCAUUUCAUCUUCUAUGUCCAAGAAGGAGAGUUCAAGCUGGGAAGCAUUUGAUGACUGGUCUAGUCAGAAGGAAGACAGCCAUAAAGGUCAAACUUCUGCUACAGAUGACACAUGGGACAAUUGGGGUAAUGAUGAUUUUGGGUCCAACCGGUCACAUAAAUCAAAAGCUUCUAAAUCACAGCAUGUUGCUGCAAUUCCUGAAGGGACAAAGCUGGCAAGUGAAUAUGACUGGGACAAAACUACUAAAAGCAAGCAGCAAGAAGAUUUCUUGUCAGCAGUUUCUCCGAAGACAUCAGGAAGUCAGAAUGAAAAUUCAUGGAACAGAGAUUCAACUGGAGACUGGGGAACAGAUGAAAACUGGGAAUCUGUAGAUGCUGAUCAAGGGUUUAGUAAAGCAGAACUUGCCAAAAAGAAACGUGAGGAAAGAAAACGAGAAAUAGAAGCAAAAUGGGCUGAGAAAAAAGCAGCCAAAGGACCACUGAAACUUGGUGCAAGAAAUUGGAGUAGUCUGCUCUUUCAGAAUUCAGGUGGCAUUUGCAUCAAUACGACUGAUAACCUAGGAGUGAAGGAAGUGCUUCAGUACACCUGCACAUUCCAGAGCUUUGCCUAGAAUGCACAGAUACUUGUCAUGAACAUGAAGGAUGUUUUUAGAUAUGUUGACACACCUGGACAGGGUGAAUAACUGAUAGCGCUUCCUGCUGUGAUUCCACUGUACUGUCAUGCUGCAGCAAACUGCAGAGUUUCCAGUUCUGCACAUAUGACUGGGUUUUGGUUUCUCAUUUCUCUCUCCUGGUGUAAAGAUUUAGUUGAUAAAGCCUUUUUUAUUCAAGAUACAGCUGCAACAUUGACACACUUCAUCUCCAUUUUAGAUUAAUGUGAUGUCCUCUGCAACCCAGAUGCUACUUCUUUAACUUAAUGUGUAUUCACAGAAAGUGAUGCAAGCUGUUACAGUUUGUACAAGACACUAUAGUCCUUGGCUGCUUGUGUAUUUUCACCGAGACAGUUCUGUACCUGGAGGAUUGACAGCCAUUCCUUUGCACCUUUUGUUCUUCAGUCUGUUUUGCAACUUCUACAGCUGUAGAAAAAUGUUAUGACUUCAUAUCCUUCCAGUUUUACAGAUUUGGUUUUCAUCCCUUGGAGGCCUUUUAUUCUGUGACAAAUGUUUUACUGAGACUUUAUCAACUGAGUUGUCAAAGUGUUGCAAUGCUCCUUUACACUGUACUGUUUGGCAUUACACAGUGGUUCCCAUUUUUAAGACUGAUAAUGUUGUCCGCAUCUGUCUUCCGCCCUUCUUCACUUUAACUUUUUCCCCACUAUUUUCCCUUUUUUAUUUUUUUCAUUUUUUUCAUUUUCUGUAAGCUUCUUAUGUUGUCUUACCAUGCUGUACAUAAUCCUUUGCAGUAAUAAAAUCUUUAAAAUUC